AUGGGUUGCAAACAUGUGCCAAGUAAUGACGAGUCGACAGAAAACAAUGAUUACAGUUUGCAACUGAGCCGAUGGUUCCUCGUAUCCAUCGGCGCUUGGCCGCAAACACGCAAGUCGACCGUUUUGGAGAGGUUGUCUGCGUUCGUGUUAAUUCCCGUGUUCUCAGCUGCAGUGGCGAUCAACGCGAUACCGUGCUUAUUAUACGUGUUUUUCGAAGCAAAGGACAUCCAGUCGAAACUGAACGCCGCUGGUCCGUUGAUUCACAGGUUAAUGGGCUCGUUUAAUUAUUGGACGCUACUCAGGCGGACCAGCGACAUGCGGGAUUGCAUACGCCACAUGGAGACAGACUGGAGGCUCGUACGAAGAGCCGAAGAUCGCGAGCUGAUGAUACAGUACUCCAAGUUCGGCUGCUUCAUCACGGUGAUGUGCGCGGUGUUCAUGCAAAGCGGUACAAUGCUCUUUAGCGUAGCUAAGGCAGUGAAGACGAUAACCGUCGUUAUCGAUAACCAGACCAUUACUAUGCAUCCGAUGACAUGUCCGUCGUACCAAAAGCUCAUUGACGCGAGAUUUAGCCCGGCGAAUGAGAUCAUGCUAAUCAUACAGUUCACAUCGACUUAUGUCUCGAGUGCCUCUACGGUGUGUGUGUGCAGUCUCGCUGCCGUUUUCGCGAUGCACGCUUGCGGUCAGCUGAAUGUGCUCUACGUGUGGUUGAACGAACUCACCGAGAAUCACAACGAAGGAGAUCUGGCUGAAAUGAAAUUAACUGUUCUCGUGGAGCAUCACUUGAGGGUCCUUGGUUUUAUCGCGCGCAUAGAGAGCAUUAUGCAUAAAGUCUGUCUCGUGGAAUUGAUGGGAUGCACAAUAAAUAUGUGUUUACUUGGAUAUUAUGCUCUCAUGAAUUGGGCCGCGUUUGACGCAGCAAAAAUUAUAUCGUAUGUUAUUGUUUAUUUAUCGAUGGGUUUCAAUAUUUUCAUAUUUUGCUACAUCGGCGAGAUUCUCACUGAGCAGUGUAGAAAUGUUGGAGAUAUGGCAUAUAUGACUAAUUGGUAUAAACUACGCCGCAGAACUGCGCUCGGUCUUGUUUUGGUAAUUGCACGAUCAAAUAAUGUGAUCAAAAUAACUGCGGGCAAGCUAUUUCAUUUGUCUAUCACAACCUUCGGCGACGUAAUCAAGACUUCCGUAGUGUACUUAAAUAUAUUACGAACAAUGGCUAUGUAA
Dinoponera quadriceps is the source of this 1218-nucleotide messenger RNA. Its product is annotated as odorant receptor Or2-like. Lineage: Eukaryota; Metazoa; Arthropoda; Insecta; Hymenoptera; Formicidae. The transcript has 5 exons. Gene Ontology annotation, molecular function: odorant binding; olfactory receptor activity. Gene Ontology annotation, biological process: detection of chemical stimulus involved in sensory perception of smell; sensory perception of smell. Bases 1 to 1218 code for a protein of 405 amino acids. The record is from RefSeq and is a predicted model, not a curated record. Gene Ontology annotation, cellular component: plasma membrane.